AUGUUACAUAAUAGUAACGAGAUCAAACAACACUUUAAUCUGGUGAAAAACAAACAGAAGUAUUAUCAUGACAAGCCAUCAACUAAUCAACAUAAGAAGCUCCAACCAGGAGAUGAAGUUCGUAUGGCACCACAGAACAAAGCCAACGUAUGGUCUCCAGCUAUAGUAAUCGAACACCACAAGUCACCUCGUUCGUAUAUUGUAGAAUCAAACGGAACCAAAUACAGGCGUAAUCACAGAGAUUUACGAAGCACAACUAAACAAGCCAACUCCGGAACACAACUAGUCUGCAACCCUCCAGAAGAACCUCAAACAGAAACUAAGUUAACGCCAAAUAAGCCAGAACCAAAAGCUGACAUAUCCACAGAUUCCCAACCAUACACUACCAGACAUGGAAGAGUGACAAAACCACCAAAUAGACUAAAUCUGUGA
Messenger RNA from Lottia gigantea (owl limpet), 432 nucleotides. RefSeq lists its product as hypothetical. The transcript has a single exon. NCBI's taxonomy places the organism in Eukaryota, Metazoa, Mollusca, Gastropoda, Lottiidae. The record is from RefSeq and is a predicted model, not a curated record. The coding region runs from base 1 to 432 and encodes 143 amino acids.